Molecule: messenger RNA, 3240 nt
Organism: Mobula hypostoma (lesser devil ray)
Lineage: Eukaryota; Metazoa; Chordata; Chondrichthyes; Myliobatiformes; Myliobatidae
Gene: trim23
Product: tripartite motif containing 23
Exons: 11
Coding region: 14-1741 (575 amino acids)
Biological process (GO): intracellular protein transport; vesicle-mediated transport
Cellular component (GO): lysosomal membrane; cytoplasm; plasma membrane
Molecular function (GO): GTPase activity; zinc ion binding; GTP binding
Source: RefSeq, a predicted model, not a curated record
GGUAUCGUCGGUAAUGGCGGCGGCGGCGAGCCAGGCGCUCUCCGGGCCUGAGAUGGGUUCCCGGGGCCUGCGGACGACAGCCGGCUCUUCGGUGAAGGUUUUAGAAUGUGGAGUUUGUGAAGAUGUUUUCAGUCUGCAAGGUGACAAAGUACCUCGUUUACUCCUUUGUGGUCAUACAGUCUGCCAUGAUUGUCUCACCCGCCUUCCACUUCAGGGGAGAGCAGUACGUUGUCCAUUUGACCGACAGGUGACUGAACUAGGUGAUUCAGGCAUCUGGGGUCUAAAGAAAAACUUUGCUUUACUGGAACUCCUAGAACGGUUGCAGAAUGGCACUGUCAGUCCCCAUGGAGCUUCUGAUGAGGUUCUGGCAGUGUCAGGAGAGCGUAUUAUCCGCUGUGAUGAAGAUGAAAACCACGAUGCAUCCAUGUAUUGUACUGUGUGUGCAACUCAUCUUUGUGCGGACUGCUCCCAAUUAACACACUCCACACGGACGUUGGCCAAACAUCGAAGAGUACCUCUGGCUGACAAACCACAUGAGAAAACCAUGUGCUCUCAACACCAAGUGCAUGCAAUUGAAUUUGUUUGUUUAGAAGAAGGAUGUCAAUCAAGUCCCUUGAUGUGCUGUGUAUGCAAGGAAUAUGCUAAGCAUCAAGGACACAAGAAUAUACUCUUAGAAACAGAAGCAGAUCAAAUUCGUGCAUCCAUUUUGGAUAUGGCACACUGCAUUCGCACUUUUACGGAGGAAAUCUCUGACUAUUCCAGAAAACUAGGUGAGAUUAUUCAUAAAGUUGAAGGAGGAGAACAAAUAGUAGAAAACCGAAUUGGAAUGGCUCACACUGAACAUGUUCCAGGUACUGCUGAGAAUGCACGAUCCUGUGUUCGUGCAUACUUUGCAGAAUUGCAUGAAACACUGUGUCGACAGGAGGAAAUGGCAUUAAGUGUAGUUGAUGCACAUGUGCGAGAGAAGUUGAUAUGGCUAAGACGACAGCAAGAGGACAUGACAAUUUUGCUGUCUCAGGUUUCAACAGCUUGUCUUCACUGUGAAAAAACACUACAGCAGGAUGAUUGUCGGGUAGUGAUGGCUAAACAGGAGAUUACUUGUUUAUUGGAAACAUUACAGAAGCAACAGCAACAAUUCACUGAGCUUGCUGACCAUAUCCAAGUGGAUGCCAGUAUCCCUGUAACCUUCACAAAGGAUAACCGUGUUCAUAUUGGACCCAAAAUGGAGAUACGUGUAGUUACUUUAGGACUGGAUGGAGCAGGCAAAACAACUAUUCUUUUUAAAUUGAAACAGGAUGAGUUUAUGCAGCCUAUUCCUACAAUAGGUUUUAAUGUGGAAACAGUGGAAUAUAAAAAUCUCAAGUUUACUAUCUGGGAUGUAGGAGGCAAACAUAAACUGAGACCACUCUGGAAGCAUUAUUACCUCAAUACACAAGCAGUUGUAUUUGUGAUUGAUAGCAGCAACAGGGACCGACUAAUGGAGGCACACAGUGAAUUGGCCAAGUUGUUGACUGAAAAAGAGUUAAGGGAUGCUUUACUACUUAUCUUUGCCAAUAAGCAGGAUGUGACUGGAGCACUAACAGUAGAAGAAAUCACACAGUUACUCAGUUUGUAUAAACUAUGCUGUGGUCGCAGCUGGCAUAUUCAAGGCUGUGAUGCCCAGAGUGGCUUGGGACUACAUGAAGGAUUAGACUGGCUCUCAAGACAUUUAGUGGCUGCAGGUGUACUGGAUGUAGCUUAAAUUUGUUGCACAAUAGGCUAUGCCUGUACCUGGUUGCUUUGCAUGUAUCUCUAAUAGUUGUGUUAAAUUUGAAGAACAAUAACACAGUGAGAUACAUGGGCAGAAAGUUUGUAAAACAGAUGUGAAAUGUAUAAACAAUGUGAUUAAGAAAGCAGGUCCUACUAAUUGGAUUUUUGUUGCAUUUGUUUUCUUUUUCCAAGUGCUGUUAAUUUGCUUGUAACUAAGUGGUUCAGUUUGUUGUCUCUAUGCAGCAUUUACUAUUUAAGAACUUAGUUUUGUUUUAUAGUGCUGUUAAAGUUUUGAACACAUGUUUAAUGCUAAUUGUCUUCACUACAUUGCCAUUGUAUAUUAUGUAUUAUGCAUUAUGUAUUAACUAGUUCUGAAACUGAGCUGUAAAAAGCCUCUAAUUAUCUGUAACGUAUCUAUUACUGUUGAAUACUGUGUGCCUCACAAUGAGCAGCCUGAACAUUAUUGGCUUAGUAACAAGCUUAACUUAAUUCACGUUCAUAAUUAAAAGGCAGGUUUGGUAAGUAAACUUUAUUCUGUCAAAUUACAUUCAACUGAGAAUCUCAAUCAGCCGCUUCUCCUUGCUCAGCUGAGUCCCACAGCAGCUGUAUUUGUAUAUUUAAAAAAAAAUCAUGGGUUGUGACAGGUCUGAAGAGCGGAGCCAGGGUAAUCACAUUACUGGCUGUGUGUUUGCAGCCAGUUGGCAACAUUAAAUGGAGAAUUUUUUAAUAAAUUGCAAUCCCUAAUCUUUUUAAACAUGUACAGCAUGGAUAUUUUAAUUUUGCAUUGACUAAACACAGUUUGCCAAAGCCAAAUUAAAAAGUUACUAAAGUUUUUGGAACAAGACAUUGUUUCUCACUUGUAUUUUACUUGGCUGGCAUAGGUGCAGAUAAUCUCUUUCUCAUGUGGUUAAAUCAAACACAGCUGUGCAACUCGAGUUGUGAGAUUUACAGUUUCUAGUCAGCACUACACUAGAAACUCAAAACAAGGAGAAUAAUGACUGGAGCACUUUCAGGCAAUUGUGAAGUGAAGACACUACGUUUGUCAUGACUGAAUGAUGGGCUCGCUUGCACAAUAAGUAUGAAGUCUAAGCUUCAAUUACUCUGUGCCAGGAGAUUUAAGUAUAAGCUAAAUAAGUGCUUUUAAGGUCAAAAUAUUCUAUUGCUGAAAACCAAACUAUUGUUUGGUUGUGUAUCAUUAAAUCCUAGUUAACUAUAGGAGAGUGUCACUAAUAAAUACUUAAGAAAAAGGAGAAUCAAACUAUCUUUUUAUUAACUGCUGAUGUGACCAUGCCACAGUUCUGCCUCUUUUAUAUGAUAGGUGGAGGCCUAAGACUAGAUCAAAGUUCCGUUUAUUAUCAGAGUACAUACAUGUCACCACAUACAACCCUGAGAUUCUUUUUCUGUGAGCAUACUGAGCAAAUCUAUGGAAUAGUAAAUGGGAUCAAUGAAUAACAAACUGAACAAUAAAUACUGAGCAUGAAAUAACGAGAG